Messenger RNA from Syngnathoides biaculeatus (alligator pipefish), 6126 nucleotides. RefSeq names its product xylosyltransferase 1-like. Gene Ontology annotation, biological process: chondroitin sulfate proteoglycan biosynthetic process; heparan sulfate proteoglycan biosynthetic process. The record is from RefSeq and is a predicted model, not a curated record. NCBI's taxonomy places the organism in Eukaryota, Metazoa, Chordata, Actinopteri, Syngnathiformes, Syngnathidae. Gene Ontology annotation, cellular component: membrane. Gene Ontology annotation, molecular function: protein xylosyltransferase activity.
GUCGCCCUCCCCAGCCACAGCAGCCGCCAGCAGCCGCUCUCGGACGGCGUCGAGGCGGCGACCAUGAACGCUCACGCGUGUCCCCGCAGGCUGGCGCUCCGCUCCCGGUCGGCGGUGGUGGCCGCCGCGCUGGCUGUGCUGCUCAUCCAGACUCUGCUGGCGUGGAACUUCAGCAGCCUGGACGGAUCAUCUGGCGGGGAGCGGGGCAGCCGCGAGAAGCGAGCGGUCGGCCCCGACAAAGCCGACGCGCAACCGCCCAGGAGCGGGUUACGAAGGAGGAACGAGCCGCCGCUGGAGCUCGGUUACGCAGCCGGGAAACACAAGCUUCGAGCCGACGUUUACCGCUCCCACCGGCCCAAAGAGAAGCGACGUCCUUCCCCCGACAGCAACAACAACGAGAACUCAGUCCCUAAAGACUUUGACAACGUGGACAGCGGCCACCCGAGAGGGCUGUCGCAGCGCCAGCGAGGGGCGCCGCCGCUCGUUGAUGUCGAGCGCAAAUUGGACAAAGCGCAAGGCACCCUGGGAAAAUCAGCCAACCAAGUUAUCAAGGUCCCUGAAGCGGGACAGAACAGCCGUAACGGAAGCCGGGUCCCAGAAUGGUCAAAAAAGACGGUGAGCGCCCCGUCGGCUGCGUCGCCAACGUUGCUGGCGUCGCCAUCUGAGUGCGAGAUCGGCGGCAAGGAGGUCAUCUCGGCGCUGUCCCGGGCCAAAAGUCGAGAGUGUCGUCAGCGAAUGGCCGACGUCUAUUGCCGACACAAGAAGGAGCUGCUCAUGCCGCACAAACUUCCUCGAUACUGCCCCCUGCAGGGUAAAGUAAGCGUGAACAUCCAAUGGGACGAAGAGCACGCAUCUGACUCCGCCCCUUUGUCACCAGCGCGGGUGGCCUUUGUGCUGGUGGUGCACGGGCGGGCCUCGCGCCAGUUCCAGCGCCUCUUCAAGGCCAUCUACCACACGGCGCACUUCUAUUACAUCCACGUUGACCAGAGGUCUAACUUCCUGCACCGCGAGGUGACGCUGCUGGCCCGCCAGUACGCCAAUGUGCGCGUGACGCCGUGGAGGAUGGCGACCAUCUGGGGGGGCGCCAGCCUGCUGAGCAUGUACUUGCGCGCCAUGGAGGACCUCCUCAACAUGGACGACUGGUCGUGGGACUUCUUCGUCAACCUCAGUGCCGCCGACUACCCCAUCAGGACCAACGAUCAGCUGGUUGCAUUCUUGUCCAAACAUCGCCACCUCAACUUUAUCAAGUCUCACGGCCGCGACAAUGCCCGUUUCAUCCGCAAGCAGGGUCUGGACCGUCUCUUCCUAGAAUGCGACACGCAUAUGUGGCGCCUGGGAGACCGCAAGAUCCCGGAAGGCAUCGCGGUGGACGGUGGUUCUGAUUGGUUCCUGCUCAACCGGGCCUUCGUGGAAUACGUGGUGCGAUCCAUCGACAAGCUGGUGGCUGGCUUGAAGCAAUUCUACGCCUUCACGCUCCUCCCUGCUGAGUCGUUCUUCCACACAGUGCUGGAGAACAGCGCCCUCUGUGGGAGCAUGGUGGACAACAACCUGAGGCUAACCAACUGGAACCGCAAGCUGGGCUGCAAAUGUCAGUACAAGCACAUCGUGGAUUGGUGCGGAUGCUCGCCCAACGACUUCAAGCCUGCCGACUUGCCGCGCUUCCAGCAAGCAUCGCGGCCCACCUUCUUCGCCAGGAAGUUCGAGGCCAGCGUGAGCCAAGAGGUCAUCAACCAGCUCGACGCACAGUUGUUUGGGGUCCCGGCGCCGGGCAUGCCAGGCCUCAGUGCGUACUGGGAGAACGUCUACGAGCGGGAGACGGACGGCACGGAUGGCCUGUCGGACGCCGCGCUCAGCCACUAUCACGCCUUUGCUCGCUUUGGCCUUGAUCGCGCCGCCGCUGCACUGCAAGGGCGCCCCGGUGACAAUAGCUGCAGGUAUGAGGCGGCUGGUCACCCGCUGUCUGUGCACAUGUACUUCCUGUCAGACCAGUUCCAGGGUUACUUGGUGCGCCACACGGCAGUAAACCAAGCCUCCACCCAGUUGGAGACUCUGGAGACCUGGGUUACACCCCGGGACCACUUUAGCCUGGCAAGCCCUCCGCACCCCAGCAACAGGCUACUCCACAUACAGGUGGGAAUGGGGUGGGACCCCAAAGAGCGCGUGUUCAGCGUGCGCGGGGGCCUGCUGGGUCCGGAGGACGAGCCGGCGGCGGUGCAGCGGUGGAGCCGCGGGGGUCCGGCGGUGGGCAACCUGACGGCCACGGUGGUGUGGAUCGACCCCACCAACGUGAUCGCCGCCACCUACGACAUCCACGUAGAUGCCGCCGCAGACGUCACCCACUAUCGCCCCCCGCUGACCCGCCCCCUCCGGCCUGGCAUCUGGACCCUUAGGGUCCUCAACCGGUGGAGUCUACUAGGACAGACCAGCUUCACCGUGGCCCCGCUGCAGUUCCGCCGACAGCAGCCCAUCACACAAGAGGAGGCAUCGCGUGUCCACAGAGGCCCGGCCCGGAACUCCUACAUGGAGCAGAGCUUCCACGGGCUGAACCCGGUCCUGCGUCUGCCUGUCAGCUUGGGGGCGGUGGAAGAGGCGGAAGCCAAUGCCAGCCUGACGGGGGCACCGUUGCGUCUGUGGCUUGACCGCCUGUUGGCCGGGUUCUGGGCGGCGGCGGACGUCUGCGCCGUCGGCCCCGCCGUCUGUCCCGUUCUGCAGCGCUGCCGCCGGACAGCCUGGAGCUCAUACAGCCCGGACCCCAAGUCCCAAAUCGGACCCCCCCGACCCGAUGGACGCAUCAGGUAACCAAAGGAGAACUUUCAAGUUUUUACUUUUAUUUCCAUGGACUACACACAAGCCUCCUGUUCGUCUCAUUUUGAGGCCUUUUAUUUUGAAAGUCUGGGCACCUUUAGUAUGCAACUUGUACCCUCAUGUUGAACAAGAAUGCCCAGAGUUUUUUUUAGAAUUUUAGUCCGGCCUGUCGAGUGUUUCCAUUUUCAAGAGUCCGAUAAUAUUUUUCAUUUUAUUAUUUUUAGUUUUUAAAAAAAGCCCCACCACCACCUGACUCAACCACAUUGUUUUUUUUUAUUUAUCGCAUUAAAUAUGGUUUUUUUCAUACAACUUUAUUGUAUAAUUUAUUAUCCUGUGAUACAAAAUUCACAAAAAGUGAAUUGUAUUUAUUCUUUCAUGAUGCUUUUAUCUAAUUUAAUAAGUGGUUAAUUGUAUUAUUACAUUAUUUUAUAUAAAUAUAUGACACACACACAUAUAUAUUAUAUAUCAAUCAUAAAAUACAGUCCAGGAUUUUGUCGAUUGAAUGGAUUUAUUCAUUUGUUAUUUCUGUACCCCAUUAAAUAACUGGUUGAUUGUAAUAUAUAUGUUGUUCUAUCCAACUACUUAGUGUUUAUUAAAUAACUCCUUGUUUACAAUAAAAAUAAUAAUAAUUCUAAUAACAAACUAUAAAAUGAAAAUGAUCUAAGAUCUCAUUAUUACAAUUUUACCUUUUGGUUGUUUUUUUUUUUUUUAAUUAAAAAUGAAAGCACUCGUUUUCCCGACUCCAGUUUGGAUGCUAGUGGAACAUCAUUGGAGCAAAACAGAGUUUUAAAGCGGACUUGCGCUCAUUUCCUCUUGUUGUUUCACAGGAAGUGACGCAAUUGUGUUAUUAUACAUGUUUAAGUUAUACAGUACAUUAUUUUGAAGCAACUUCCAGUGUUGGGGCCCCAAGGAGCAGCCGGUGCCCAGGUUGACCCUCAACACAAAUACUGUACAGCAAAUAUUUCAUAAUUUUGUAUUUGUUUCCGUUGGAAUUUAUUGACAAAAGUAUUUAUUUGUUACGGUGAAGGUGUUACCAUGGCAACUGACAAGCACAACUUCUAAGAUGUGCCUCAAAAGAGACCCUCCAAAGACGGGCGGCUCAUUCAUACAAAAAAUAUUUUUCAAACAAAUGUUGUGAAUUACAGGUGAACACUGUGAGAUUUCAAGCUGCCUCACAUUUGUACUUUCUUAUUUAAGAAAAGUUAAUAUAAAUUAUUUAAAUGUUUCAUAUUUGUAAUGUUUUUAAACAUGUUUGUCAUGAACUUUUUUUUUUCCUCGCUGCUCUUUGAUGACACUCGUGAUUUUGUGCCUUUUGUGUUCCACACUGAAAAUGUCACAUGGACGCCUUUGAACGACAACUUUGGGAACAAUAAAUCAUUUCCAAAAAAAUGUCAACUCCUUCUUUUUGUUUUCAUUUUCAAGACAAACCUCCACAAUCACGAUUCAGUUGUUGGGGGUCUUCAUAUUCUAAUGGUUUCCAUAGUUACGACUUUGAAGCGGAUGUAAAUACCGCCUUUCACAUUGUUUUGCAUAUACGAGUUAACACUGCCAAAGACAAGGUGCCCAUUUUAUGUAAAAGAACCGGAAGCUUGAGACCUGAAAUACACUUCCCUCCAAAAGUAUUACAAAGGCACUUCCAAUUCCUUUGUUUUUAUUGUAUACUGAAUCAAUUUUGGUUUCAUUCUGUUUUGGAAAAUCUUUUUCUGACACCAUAAGUAAGGAAGCAAUCUUGAAGCCUCAAGAAUAGUCAGGGUAGUGUCAACAAAGCCAGAAAAACAAUAAGUUUGAUUUUUAUACCGUAAAAUCAAUUUGUGUGAAGCUGUCCACUUUACAUGUGACCAAAAGUAUUGCAACAGACACAAUUACCGUAAUUUAAGGCCUAUAAGCUGCGACUUUUUUCACACGUUUGCAACCCUGCGCCAUCUGCGGUUAAUUUGUGCAUUUUUUCUAACAGCCGCAAAGGCGCAUUUGAGCGGAAAAGGUAAGAGUGAGAUGGUGGAAUCAAUGUGGCGAGGAAGUGACUUUUAAUGGUAUGUUUUUUUGAACAGACCCUGUUAGUGCUGCGCUAGCGUUAGCGUCUUGCUGGUGUGUUACUGCCGUUUCUCAGUGAUUUUUUUAGCUAUGUUGUUUUUUUACCAGCCCUGUCAGCGCUGUGCCAGCGUGUUGCUGAUGUGUUACUGCUGCGUCUCAGUGAUUAAGUUUUUUUUUUUUUUUUUUAAACCAGUAGUUACCAUUAGUGCUAUGCUACGGUGUUGCUACUGUGUAGGUGCCACGGCUGUUUUUCUUUUUUUUUUUUUACCGGUAUGUUUUUUUUUAACACCCCUGUUCAUGUUACUGUGUUGUUGCUACGUUAAGCUAAGCUACGGUAUUGAGACUCUUUGUGUAUUGUCUUUCUUUGGAAAUAUCUCAUGUUUCAAUGUGGGCACUUGCAGCUUUUACACAGGUGCAGCUUAGGCAUGUACCAAAUGGUAUUGCCUUUACAACUGUACUGGCUGCGGCAUAUAAUCAGGUAAGGAAUCAGGAAUUAUGGUAAAAUAACUUAAAGUGAAUAAUAUUUAAGAUUUGGCAUCAUAACUCUUACUUGCAAUCACUGCAUCAAAGCUUUUCCAUGCAACCUCUUUCAGUCCUUUUUUUGUUUCUCGGGGUUUCUCUCUUCAGUCUCCUCUGCAGCAGCAGGUUAAAUGCAUUCUCUAUUGGGUUAAGGUCCAGUGAUUGACUUGACCAGUCGAAGACCUUCCCAUUUACCCCCCUGACGAAGUAUUUCAUGUCUUGGGAGUACGUUUUGGGUCAUUGUCUUGUUGCAUAAUGAAGCGUCUCCCAAUUAGUUUGGAUCCAUUUUUCUUUAAACUACCAGACAAAAUGGUACCUCUACUGGGCAUGGGUAUCACAAUCCACUGUUUAAAGCAGACUUUUGGGGAAGAAAUAUAGAGACCAUACCACAAAACACAAACCACUCAUCAGCAAAAAGAUUCAGAAGGCUAGAUCGGAUUUGGCAAAUACGUAAAUACACAGAUGAGCCACUUCAGCGCUCCGACAAUGUUUUAUGUACUAAUGAGACCAAGAUUCACCUCUACCAAAGUGAUGGAAAGGACCUGUUUAUGAUCCAAAAUGCACAAGGUCAUCUGUGGAGCCUAGUGGAGGUAAUGUCAUGGCCUGGGCUUUCAUGGCUGCUUCUGGGUUUGGUGUAGAAAAAGAUUUAUGGGUGACUUGGCAGCUAGUGUGUGGGCUAGGUCUAUGAGCUGGUGUGUCCACUUCAAAGCGCCUCCUGACCACAUGGAAAAGCCCUACAGUGGCCCUGUGCAGGAUAUAGUCCAGCCAUCA